UUCCUUCCGGGUGUUUUUGGUCCUUUUCCCCCUCACCCGCUUGCCCUGCGAAACCCGGUCGACCUGUCUUCAGCAUGAAGAACACUUCUCGUCCUCCAGUCAUCCGCAUUCAAGGCGACCAGAUUGAAAGUGACCGUAUUCAACUGGAACACAAUCUACAGAACACAGACCUCUCUAUCCGUCUAUCGUCACAGGACGACUUUGACGACAGUAUAGAAUAUCCAAGGCAUAAUUCAGGCCCUUCUCCUUUUAACGAUUUUGGCUCUUUUAUUCACCGUUCUGGUGACCAUUUUGACGGUGAUAUCCCUAAUGCUUGGUCAUAUCGCACAGGCGACGACGAAGAAGGCGUUCAUCCUUACGGCGGGGAGACUAUGUCGACUGCUGCUCAUCAUGCCAGUGCUCUCACAUUGAACGCUGGAUUAGGUGGCAAUAGAGGGGCGAGACGGGAAGUUAGUCUGAGCGGUGCGGAGUACGAUCCAGAUAGGCCUUUACACGCCAUGAUCGCUGGGGUGGAUAGCAAACUCAGUAUCUUCGAUGCGGAUCCUUCGAGGUCUAAAUACACGGCCCCAGGUGGAAUCACAUUUGACCCGUUGGUUGUGGACAGCACUGCUGAACUUGAUCGUAUCUUAAAAUCCGGCCAUGCACCACCCCCUUCCUUGCGGUGUCGCGCCGAUGUAGCACGCUCAAAUAACUCCUCAUCUACAUCCUCUUCCUCCGACUCAGAAGGUCCUAACUCUCGUCCUAAAAUCACGGAUGCGUUACGCCGCGUCUCGUUCUCCCCAAAGCGCCCUCGUAGCCCAAAAACUUAUCAUUCUCCUCACCACCGAUCUUCUAACUUACCCGACGUACAACCUACACCCAGCAUCCUCCUACACACCUCUCCGUUAUCCCGGCAACCUCAUUUUCAAACAACCGACGGACAUACCCAAUCCACCCCCAAGCCCCGGACUACCAAACGAACCAAUAUCCUCCCUACCCAUUCUUCACAGCCUGAAGUGCGACUUCAACCUCCUACACCCUCUUCCUCGACUUCUAGAUUCAACAAACAGGCCCGGGGCUUGUCCAAAGAUAUCGACACCGAAGCAGAGCGCAGCCGUACGAACCACAAGCGCAACGAUAUGCCAGAAGGCUUUGGUAUCCCUGGCAGUACAAAGCACUUUAACACCAAUCGCAAUAACUCGUCAAAGAGCAGAAUUCACCUGCCUGAUGUCACUGGUCUGACGAACGCGGUUGAAUCUCCGGCAAAAGUCAUGCUCAAUCACUAUUCUUAUCAGCCCACUGAUGAACCUCGAGAAAAUGAAGCUCGCCUACUCGCGGUCCUCAACACGAUACAAAGCAAACUUUCGCGUCUUGAAGAUGAGAAUAGCAUUUCAAGGCGCAGAGUGCGGGAACUAGAGUAUGAGCUGGAAGUGUGUAAACGGGAAGUUGCAAAGGAGCGAACUCGCGUGUUGGAGAAAGAGAGUGCUAUCCUUCAGAACCAGCGGGAGCUAGAACGCGCUGUUGCUGAUGCGAAGAAGUCUAUGAAGGGGAAGGGAAAAGCUAGGGAUGCGAGUAUCAACAACGAUGCUGAUGCCUCUGUCAGAUAUAAGGAAGCGGUGGAGGAGAAGAAAGCCCUGGAAGCACUGAUUUCAACACUUCGUUCUCACCUCACGAGACUCACCGCUGAACUGUCUUCUCAUCAAGAGCUCUUAGUCGAACUUCGGUCAUUGCGUGAAGCGGACUCACGCGCGUUGAGAGAGAAAGCGGCCGAUAUCACUCAACUUCGAAAUGAGGUCGAAAGGCUCGCUGGUGAAGUGGAGGUUCUACGCGGUGUUGUCGAGGAGGGGUUGAAGGAACGCCGGCUGAAUAGAGAAAACUCGAAGUUGAACGAAUCACAGUCGCAAUCAGGCUCACAAGUGGUUGAUAUAGCUGAUACGCGGACGAGUGAAGGCGGCAGUGCGACUGGUGAAGCACACGAGGAAGAGGAGGAGGAAGAAGCAGAUGACGAAGACGAUCAAGAAGAGACCGGAGAACCCGAACCUUUUGACCCUCAGUCUAUACCAGGCUCGUCGAGGGAUGGUUUGCCCGACCGAACGAUGGGAACGGAUCGUGCCACUGUCGGUGUCAGUUCCAGCGGCGUGUCGAACCAAUCCAGGAGUGGUAGGUUCAUUGACGACGAAGAACUCGUUCGAAUCGCGGCGGAUGUUGAAGAAAGGCGAUCUGAACUUUCAGUUGAUUCUCCUUCUGAUUUCACUUCUCGGAUCUUGGAACCUUCGUGCUCGGCUUCACAGUCAAAUCGACGAUCUGUCCUCGAAGUUGAAGAGGUUAUGGAUGAUAGAGCAGCUUCGCCUACGCACAGUCUUCAGAGCGAGGGACGACCUGAUCAUUCAACAUAUCAACCUCAACCAGUCGAGUCUCGUCCCGCUGCCCCAACACCUGCUCACGCUUCUUGGCACAAUAAGCGUUUAAUGCGACGGACUGAGACUGAUUAUCAUGACGCUGAUGACUCCAUCUCGGGAGCGCCUUUUCCUCAGAUACGAGGCGAAAGGCUGGAACGACUGUUUUUCAGUGCGCCUGACCAUGAUGAGAAAACGUGUAAUGUUUGUCACAGGAAACGCGGAAAUGUAGUUAACCAUCGGCCAACUUCACCAUCAUUAUUACCAGGCAGGCUUGGUCAGGGCUUGAAUAAACGGAUGGCAAGGGAGACCAACGAUGAAGAGGAUGAGGGUUUCGCCGAAGAGGAAGACGUUGAGAUUGCCGAAUCUCCUCGACGGGAAAAGCGGGCGGAGGGACGAGGGCGGGUACCAGCUUUCCGCGAUAGCUAUGAGAAGAGAAAGAAUUUACCCCAGCAAACGGUUCUUGUGCGGGUGAUUCGAGAGUUGGAGGAUGAUUUUACCCAUUUCAAGGGGGUUUACGUCGAGCUCGCCGACCAGUACAAGGAUAUGGACCCCAUUUCUGAUGUUCUUAAACGGAAUCUGUUGGCGCAACAUUUGCGUGAGGUUAUAGAUAUACUCGAACAAAAGGGCGACCAGAUUGCAUCUCUCUAUGAUCUACUCACUUUUCAAGACAAACCAACAUCUAAUCCGCAGUACACUCGAAGUAUUCCCAAGAGUACAAAUUCGCUUGGACGGACGGCUGGUGUGAAAAAUCGGUUGGCUUUUGCCUAGGACUAUUCUUCUCAAACACAUCUCUUUUUUUUUUCGCUGUAGCCUGUAGGUAGGUCGCACAUUAAUUUUUUCUUGUAGUUGCACACAACGGUCCAAUCAAACCUUUUCUCGUCGCAAACCUAUGCACAUGUAUAAUUACAUAUUCCACGUUGGGAGCGUAUUUAUGUACUCCACAACCAAUCUAUAUGAACACGUCUUUAGGCUGUA
This is a messenger RNA of Marasmius oreades (fairy-ring Marasmius), 3353 nucleotides long. RefSeq lists its product as uncharacterized. Lineage: Eukaryota; Fungi; Basidiomycota; Agaricomycetes; Agaricales; Marasmiaceae. The transcript is spliced from 6 exons. The record is from RefSeq and is a predicted model, not a curated record. Gene Ontology annotation, molecular function: microtubule binding. The coding region runs from base 75 to 3146 and encodes 1023 amino acids.